AUGCCCAGUGACACCCCGGCCUUCAGCAAGCCCCCGGACGUCACGGGGCCGGGGGACAAGGCGGGCGGCUUCGGGAAGGCGGCAGCGCCCAUGGCGGCUGUCCCGGCGGACAGGGGUGCCGGCGCGGCGGGGAAGAAGCGGCCGCGUAUGCCCAAGUGUGCCCGCUGCCGCAACCACGGCUACUCCUCGCCGCUGAAGGGGCACAAGCGGUUCUGCAUGUGGCGGGACUGCCAGUGCAACAAGUGCAGCCUGAUCGCCGAGCGGCAGCGGGUGAUGGCAGCGCAGGUUGCACUGAGAAGACAGCAAGCUCAGGAAGAGGAACUGGGAAUCAGCCACCCAGUGCCCCUGCCCAGUGUCCCCGAGACAUUUCUUAAGAAGAACAGCGGUGGCAGCUCUUGCCUCUCGUUGGAAAGCAGCAGCCCUAUGCACUCAAUGAGUACAGCCAUGACAGCAGCUAGUACACCAUCAGAGGGACGGAUGCUCAUUCAGGACAUCCCUUCCAUCCCCAGCAGAGGGCACUUGGAGAGCACGUCUGAGUUGGUUGUGGACUCCACCUACUACAGCAGUUUUUACCAGCCAUCCCUGUAUCCUUGCUAUAACAACCUGUACAACUAUUCCCAGUACCAAAUGGCGGUGGCCAAUGAGCCUUCCUCAAGUGAGACAGGGGGUACGAUUGUAGGGUCAGCCAUGAAAAACAGCCUUCGAAGCCUCCCAGCAACGUACAUGCCAAGCCAGUCAGGAAAACAGUGGCAGGUGAAGGGCAUGGAGAGACACCACACUGUCAGCUCCCAGUAUCGCAUGUGUUCCUACUACCCACCUGCUUCCUACUUGGGGCAGGGAGUUGGCGCUCCCAUGUGCCUCCCCCAAAUCCUGACCUCUGAGGACAUCCCCUCCUCCUCGGAGUCAAAAGCAAGAGUGUUUUCGCCGCCCAGCAGCCAGGACUCGGGCCUGGGGUGCCUGUCCAGCAGCGAGAGCACCAAGGGGGACCUGGAGUGCGAGCCCCCCGCGCAGCCCGGCAACUUCGCGGUGAGCCCCGUCCAGGAGGGCGGCGAGUAG
This is a messenger RNA of Myiozetetes cayanensis, 1056 nucleotides long. RefSeq names its product doublesex and mab-3 related transcription factor 1 (gene DMRT1). Gene Ontology annotation, molecular function: DNA-binding transcription factor activity, RNA polymerase II-specific; RNA polymerase II cis-regulatory region sequence-specific DNA binding. Gene Ontology annotation, biological process: regulation of transcription by RNA polymerase II; sex differentiation. The transcript has 5 exons. Lineage: Eukaryota; Metazoa; Chordata; Aves; Passeriformes; Tyrannidae. Gene Ontology annotation, cellular component: nucleus. The record is from RefSeq and is a predicted model, not a curated record. Bases 1 to 1056 code for a protein of 351 amino acids.